AAAAGUAUAAUAUAGAAUUGUGCACCAAGCUGUCCUAUAACGGCGUCCAUUUAGGCUUCUUCGAGAUCCGCAGUAGCUUCAUCUAAUGCGUCCGCAGAGCAGCAACCAGGCAGAGAACCAGCGGGACGCGGCUAACUACAGGGCAGAGUUGGAGCGUCUACUUCACGUCUACGAGCCAGGCAACGAGGCGUCGGCGGCGCAACUCCUGGAGACGUACGCGGGCAUGGAACAUGAGCUGAUCGAGUGCUAUCGACACUAUUACGCAGGCAAAGACAGCUUCCGUGUGGCCCUGGACGAUAACCAGGACGUCACCGGCUCGCCGCGCGUCUCGUCGCCCGGGCCGUUGCAUCUGCCCACGUCGGCUAUCGGUACCUAUCUGCAGGCCAAGCUGCAGUCGAGACGGGGCGGCGCGGCCCGCAACGCCAAGCUUGAAGAUGUGCGUGGCCCCACAGCAGCCGAAAGCCCCAAUAGGAGACGCCCCGCUGCCGUCGUACCGCGACGACGAGCCACCAGCGAGGCCGGCGCGCUCAGCAGCUACGAAGACCAAGACGAGCUGCUUCCACGCCGACAAACUUCAGCUCCAAGGAUAUGACCAUUAUUAUAGCAAAUGUACGUAGUUUAGCCGUGAGGGCUCGAUGAACUGUAACACGUGAUCCUUGAAAUGGUCGUGUAUGGACUGCGGCCUUUGACGCUGCCCCGUCGAGGCGCUUGACUCUCACCGAAAGUGUCUGAGCUUGUACAAGCAAGAGAAGGGGGAGGUGAUGCUGGUUGCAGGCUUUUGCACAACGGAGGCGACCAAGAUGUCGGUGGUGCCGCUGUACAAGGGCUGAGGCGGCAAUCAACUCAUAGACAACAAAACUUAACUUCAAGGUUUCAAACAAACAUGUUCAUGCGGAUAGUGCUUUUGCGCCAA
Molecule: messenger RNA, 913 nt
Organism: Phytophthora nicotianae INRA-310
Lineage: Eukaryota; Oomycota; Peronosporomycetes; Peronosporales; Peronosporaceae
Exons: 1
Coding region: 86-592 (168 amino acids)
Source: RefSeq, a predicted model, not a curated record